This is a messenger RNA of Stylonychia lemnae, 465 nucleotides long. The record is from the annotation of a GenBank genome assembly. NCBI's taxonomy places the organism in Eukaryota, Ciliophora, Spirotrichea, Sporadotrichida, Oxytrichidae.
AUGCCAGAGGAAUCCCCCAUUCUCAGAGGAGUCACCUUUAAUCAAUUUUCUGCUGAUGAUUAUUCUCAUCUUUUCAGAAAGCAAAACAACAGAUCUCUUAAUUAGAUUGAUGAGCUUUUAUAUCACCAUGAGAAAUUGAGAUAAUCUCUAGGCGAGGAGAGAGCAGCUUAGAUCGCAGCAAGUCCAGAUUUGUUCUAUAAUCAUGAAAAGUUCAGAUUAAUGCAGGCAUCAGCAAGAGCUAGAGCAUUUUUAACCACAUUAGUAGUAGCACCAGCAAUCAUAGUAGCUUUUUAAAAAUCCGGUAGAUUUGUGCCAAGGUACUAAAAGGUAGGACUUGGGUUAGGCAUCUUUGUAGCAUCUUUCACUGUUUGGCACAGAAUAGUGGGGUAUGGAAGCCAAGUUAAAAAUGAGCAGGAAUAUGCGAAAAGUUAAAAGAUGAUCAGAAAUUUAAUGAUCAGAGCAUGA